UAUGUUUUGGGACUAUGGAGGGAAGCCAGUACACAGGAAAAAAAAACAUCCUGUAUGCUGUACUUCUGAAAAUACUGUCACUACGGUAAAACCAAAACAACUGGAACGCCUCCUUGAAAUUGGACACACACAAAUCACCCCACCCCGCCCAAUGUUGAAUAACUUUCCGUCAAUCAUUCACUCUCUUGAGGUGUACGACUGGCUUGAGAUCAGUCAGUUGUGGGCAAGCAGCAGCUGCUGCACAUAUUUUGCUGAGCGCCUUCACGUCGAGGUUGCCUACCUGCACUCACAGGUCUAUCAAACGGACGCUGGGUUCCCACCGGGAGUGGAAUGGAUAAGAGCCAUGGCCCACUCUAAUCUGCGGUCGCCAUCCUCUUCUCCUCAUGAUGAAGUCAACCUGGGUCCUUCAGCAGACCCUCAUGCCAAGCCUACUGACUUUGACUUCCUGGCUGUCAUUGGCAAAGGGACCUUUGGAAAGGUCGUGCUCGCCAAGCUCAAAGCCACCAACCAAUUCUAUGCUGUCAAAGUGCUGCAGAAGAAAGUCAUCUUGAAGAAAAAAGAGCAAAAAAACAUUAUGGCGGAACGAAACGUGCUGCUCAAAAGCCUGAAACACCCCUUCCUGGUUCGGCUCCAUUACUCCUUCCAGACCUCAGAGAAGCUCUACUUUGUCCUCGACUACGUGAAUGGUGGAGAGCUCUUCUUUCAUCUGCAGCGUGAGAGAUGUUUUUCCGAACCCAGAGCGAGGUUCUACGCUGCGGAGGUGGCCAGCGCUAUCGGCUAUCUUCACUCCCUCAAUAUUGUCUACAGGGAUCUGAAGCCAGAGAAUAUCCUCUUAGAUUCUCAGGGCCAUGUGGUGCUGACUGAUUUUGGUUUGUGCAAAGAAGGUGUAGAGCCAGACGGAACCACCACAACUUUCUGUGGAACACCAGAAUACUUAGCACCAGAGGUUCUUCGGAAGGAACCUUAUGACAGGACUGUUGACUGGUGGUGUCUUGGAGCUGUGCUUUAUGAGAUGAUUUACAGUCUGCCUCCUUUCUACAGCCGUGACGUUGGAGAAAUGUAUGAAGGGAUUCUCCAUAAGCCUUUGCUGCUCCCACCAGGGAAGUCUGAGGCCGUGUGCUCCCUGCUGGAGGGUCUCCUGCAGAAGGACCAGCACAGACGCUUUGGGGCCAUCGCCGAUUUUUUAGAAAUCAAGAACCACACCUUUUUUGCAUCAAUCAACUGGGACGAUAUUUACCACAAGAGAAUCACUCCUCCUUUCAACCCGAAUGUGAGGGGCCCUGCCGACACUCAGCAUAUCGACCCAGAGUUCACAAGAGAAAUGGUUCCUAAUUCGCUGAGUCGGACGCCGGAAUUAAACGCCAGCACGAGUGCCAACAACGCCUUUUACGGCUUCUCCUACGUGGCCAGCGAUGACAGCUAUCUGUGAGCCAACAGCGUGGGCCCUUGUGUUAUAUGACGAUGUAGCUGACUACUACUCAGUAUAAAAGUUCACAAUGGGCCCAUCUUGUAGCAGAGGUGGACUUGAAAGAUCCACAGUUAAUCCUCUUCAGUUUUAUCGAUAAAGAACAAUGAGGAGGAGAGGGAUGUUGAUACAUUACGUGAUCACUCUAUUAUUUUUUCUGUGAUGUUAAGCAAAUGAGUGCAAUGUUCUAUGUCACGAGGACAACGAAUGAAAUUUAGCUCCGGCUAAUUCCGACUGGUUUUACGCUGGGGUGUUUGUAUAUAUGUCUAUAUCUUUAGUGUUCAUCAAAAUGGUACUGUCCUGUCUAAAUAAAAAAAUAAAAAAAUGUUGACGACACCCAGGACAGAUAACCAGUUCAA
This is a messenger RNA of Syngnathus acus (greater pipefish), 1824 nucleotides long. RefSeq names its product serum/glucocorticoid regulated kinase 2a (gene sgk2a). The record is from RefSeq and is a predicted model, not a curated record. Gene Ontology annotation, biological process: protein phosphorylation. The coding region runs from base 2 to 1429 and encodes 475 amino acids. Gene Ontology annotation, molecular function: ATP binding; protein serine/threonine kinase activity. NCBI's taxonomy places the organism in Eukaryota, Metazoa, Chordata, Actinopteri, Syngnathiformes, Syngnathidae. The transcript has 13 exons.